This is a messenger RNA of Eublepharis macularius, 714 nucleotides long. RefSeq names its product mitochondrial ribosomal protein S18A (gene MRPS18A). The record is from RefSeq and is a predicted model, not a curated record. The transcript has 6 exons. Lineage: Eukaryota; Metazoa; Chordata; Lepidosauria; Squamata; Eublepharidae. Gene Ontology annotation, biological process: mitochondrial translation. The coding region runs from base 9 to 584 and encodes 191 amino acids. Gene Ontology annotation, molecular function: structural constituent of ribosome; small ribosomal subunit rRNA binding. Gene Ontology annotation, cellular component: ribosome; mitochondrial small ribosomal subunit.
UGGCUAAGAUGGCGGCUCCUCAGUUGCUAUGUACUGGUUGGAGACGACUGGUAACUGGUUUCUUGUGGGGUGGCUGGGCUAAGCCUCCGUUCCGCGGGCUUCGGCAGGUUGUAGAAAUUACUGAAGGGAACACCACCACUAUUGAAGGUAAAAUUCUAGAAGAUGUGGAAACCCCAAUUCCUCCAAAUCCUUCUGGUCAGUGUCCUAUUUGUCGCUGGAACCUGAAGCACAAGUACACAUAUGAGGAUGUUUUAUUGCUAAGUCAAUUCAUACGGAGUGAUGGGGGUUUGCUGCCCCGGAGGAUCACAGGCCUUUGUUUGAAAGAGCACAAGAAAAUUGCUGUAUGUGUGCAAAUGGCUCAACGAGCAGGUUUGCUGCCAAAUCAUAAGCCCCCACUUCCAGAAGAAGUCCGUAAGAACAACAAACCAAGGCUCAACAGGUAUCUUACCCGAUAUUCUAUCAGAUCUGUACAGCCCAUCUGGAACAAAGGACACAAGUGGUGCAAAGUCCCCAUGCCUGUAUCACACCCCAUACUCAAAGAUAACAUUAAUUAUGGAUCCAAGCCGCUUCGUUUUAACCACUAAGGUGAAAUGGUUUUAACAGUGGAUCAAAACUGUUUCUGCUGCCCUGUCUCAGAAUGUUGAAAGAUCUGAUGGCUGUUGCUUUAGGAUGACCAAACUAUUUUUCUUCAUUAAAUCCCGAUCAAACCCUUGA